Molecule: messenger RNA, 2767 nt
Organism: Frankliniella occidentalis (western flower thrips)
Lineage: Eukaryota; Metazoa; Arthropoda; Insecta; Thysanoptera; Thripidae
Gene: Sply
Product: sphingosine-1-phosphate lyase
Biological process (GO): sphingolipid catabolic process; carboxylic acid metabolic process
Cellular component (GO): endoplasmic reticulum
Molecular function (GO): sphinganine-1-phosphate aldolase activity; pyridoxal phosphate binding
Source: RefSeq, a predicted model, not a curated record
AAGCAUUCCUGAAGUGGACAUUCCGUGGCAGCAGUGGUAGCGGUGUGGCAGUACGGUCGCUGUCGGCUGUCGGCCCGUUCGUGAGCUGUCGUCUACAUUCUUCACACCGAACACUAUCCCUUUUUAUUUGAAGUGUCUGGUAGUGUGAUUUCUUAACAGCUUUAGGUGAUAAUUGCUCCGCUUGCUAGUAUACAAUGCAGCUGGAGGUUAUCAGAUCUGCUGCUACCCAUUCCAAGGAGUUCGUCAACUCGUUGGUUGGACACAAAGAACCAUGGCAGAUCGUGGCUAUCACAGCAACCAGCACUUUGGCUGGUUAUUGGCUUAUUGAGUUCAUUUUUGAUGGAGAUGAAAGUGCCUGGAUCAGGUGUAAAAAAUCAGCUUUUAGGAUUCUGCGAAGGAUUCCUGCAGUAAGAGAAAAGAUUGAUAGUGAGCUUAAAAAAAUUCAAGAGUCCUUUUCAGAAGAUGCCAAGAAACGUUAUCAAGGAAAGGUCUUCUUUGGUUCUCUUCCUGUGAAAGGGAAAGCUGAUUCUGAGAUCCUGAAGCAGGUCCAUGAAUACUUAGAGCUCGGUGAAUAUAAGUGGAAAGAUGGCUAUCUGUCUGGUUCUCUGUACAUGUGGAAUCCUGAGUUGAUCUCAAUGCUGUCAGAAGUUUGUAGUGCUGCUUUCUACACAAACCCCUUGCAUCCAGAUGUUUUCCCUGGUGUUAACAAGAUGGAAGCGGAGGUUGUAAGAAUGUCCUGUAACUUGUUCAAUGGCAGUUUGGAAUCGUGUGGGACUAUGACAACUGGUGGAACUGAAUCCAUAUUUAUGGCCUGCAAAGCAUACAGAGACUAUGCUCAAGAAGAAAAGGGUAUCAAGCGUCCUGAAAUAAUUGUUCCUGUCACAGCCCACGCUGCUUUCGACAAAGCUGCCCACUAUCUUGGUAUCAGGAUUAAACACAUUCCUAUCAAUGAGGACACAACAGUCAACAUUGCAGCCAUGAAAAGAGCAAUUUCAAGGAACACUUGUAUGCUUGUUGGAUCUGCUCCUAAUUUCCCUUAUGGUACAAUUGAUGAUAUUACUAGUAUUGGAGAAUUAGGUAUGAAAUAUAACAUUCCUGUUCAUGUUGAUGCUUGUCUUGGUGGCUUUAUUGCUGCUUUCAUGGACCAUACUGAGUACAAGAUGCCACCAUUUGACUUCCGUGUACCUGGUGUGACAAGUAUAUCUGCUGAUACUCACAAAUAUGGAUUUGCUCCGAAGGGUUCAUCUGUACUGAUGUACAGUGAGCCUAAGUAUAGGCGAUACCAAUACACUGUGACAACAGACUGGCCUGGUGGUGUGUAUGGGUCUCCCACAGUGGGGGGCUCUCGUUGUGGAGCCAUUAUUGCCACUUGUUGGGCAACUUUCAUGCAUUUUGGUUUGGAAGGCUAUGUAGAAGCAACUCGCCAAAUUGUAAAAGCCACAAAACAAAUUGAAGAUGGCCUGCGGAAAAUUAAUGGAAUCUUCGUCUUUGGUAAGCCAGUGACCUCAGUCGUUGCCAUAGGUUCUAAAGUGUUCGACAUUUAUAUUCUGCAAGAAGCAAUGCAAGCAAAGGGCUGGAACUUGAAUACUUUGCAGUUUCCCAAGGGGAUUCAUCUUUGUGUUACCCACUUACACACUGAAGAGGGACGAGCAGAAACAUUUGUUAAAGAUGUUGAGGAAGCCGUUGCAGAGAUCAUGAAAAAUCCUCAGCAAGAUGUGGAUGGGAAGAUGGCUAUAUAUGGUGCUUCACAAACACUGCAAGACCGCACCAUUGUGACUGACUUCACAAGAUUGUGGAUAGAUGCUCUUUAUUAUACUCCAGACACACCAUCAGCUUAGUUUUGUGAAUUGUGAAGAAGGUGCAGGUACAUAAAAGGAUGGAUCUCUACUGUUCCUGUGUACUUGAAACUUUAUCAUCAAGUUAAUUAUUUGUUCCAUCAUUUUAUCAACAUACUUAUUCUUGUGUAGACAUACUGCAUGUCUAUAUACUGACAAACAUAUGUUAUACACUUUUAAUGAGGCCCUGUAUUUCACUUUUUUUCGCAUGGUUUAAAAGGAUACUUUUGGAUCUUGUUUAUAACAAGCUUAAUUUCUAUUUUGAAAUAGUAAGUAUUUCUAAUGUGUUUCCCUGUUGAUUGGUAACAUUUAAAUGUUUUUGCCAACGAAUAUGAAUCAGAUGCAUUUGGUAUUUUAGUUGUGUUUUUCUGCUGAGGAGUGACAUUUUAACAAUUCUAAAGAACACGAAAAUGUCAUGGUUCAGUCAGGAUCAGGUCAUUUAAACCAUUUUAAACUCUCUUCCUGACAUCUGUGAUAUUGCCCUUUAAAUAACUAGCAAAAUUUUGAAAUUUUAAACUUUAGUAAGAGUCUAAGUCACAAUUAUGCUCUAGUGAUUUUAUAUCUUUGGUCAAAAUUUUUGUGAGUAAGUAAUUAUUUAGACCAUUGAUUUUGUAGUGUUGUGACUAUUUCGUGUUCUUUGUGGGUUUUUUUAUGCAAGAGGUUGAUCAUUCCAUUCCUCCAAUCAAAAGAAUUCCUGUUAUGUGUAAAUGGUGAUACUUAACUACAUUUAUUUUCUAUUAUUUUUUUUACCUUAAUAGCAUUAUCUUGUGUCACUCUUAUUGGCAAAAAAAAUAAUAAAUGGUUGCAAUGCUGCAAGGAACAAAACCAAGUAAUAUUUAUACAAUUAUUUUUGUUAUUACUGUUAUUCAAUUAAGGCCACGCCUACUUUUAUAUAUUGAUUGUUGCAAUAAAACGUUAAGUGUGAAAUUUCA